UCCAUUCUUCAUUGUGUUCAUUUUUUUGCUCCUUUAAUUCAUUCCAAGCCUCUGUACAUACAUACACAUACAUACAUACAUCAUCAGUUGAUCAUUUCCAGUCCAGAAUUCUCUCAUGGAGAGUGUGGAGUUGAAGGUGGAGAUGGUUGGGAUACAUGAGAAGCGACUUAGGAAAUGCCUGUCCAAGUUGAGAGGGAUAGAAAAAGUGGAAGUAGAUGCAUACAGUCAGAAGGUGAUUGUAACAGGAUGUGUACACAGGAACAAAUUACUGAAAGCAAUCAGGAGAGGAGGAUUGAAAGCUGAUUUCUGGUCUCCCCAAAAUGAGCUCCUCACUGCUUAUGCCAGCGCCAGUUAUGGAAGCUUGAGAUUCAACAACUUCAACUUCAACUUGUUCUAGAAGAUAUUACAACUUUCUUCUUCUUUUUUCUUUUUUCUUUUUCUUUUUUCUUUUUCUUUUUUUUUACCCAUCUGAGUCACUGAGUUGUUUCAUGUGUGGGACUGGGAUGGCAUACCAAUUACCAAGGUUGUGUUUGUGAUUUUCAAAAUAUAUAUAUAUAUAUUUUAACUCU
Molecule: messenger RNA, 569 nt
Organism: Prunus avium (sweet cherry)
Lineage: Eukaryota; Viridiplantae; Streptophyta; Magnoliopsida; Rosales; Rosaceae
Product: heavy metal-associated isoprenylated plant protein 44-like
Molecular function (GO): metal ion binding
Source: RefSeq, a predicted model, not a curated record